Messenger RNA from Cottoperca gobio, 2083 nucleotides. RefSeq names its product F-box and WD repeat domain containing 4 (gene fbxw4). Gene Ontology annotation, biological process: SCF-dependent proteasomal ubiquitin-dependent protein catabolic process. Gene Ontology annotation, molecular function: protein binding. The record is from RefSeq and is a predicted model, not a curated record. NCBI's taxonomy places the organism in Eukaryota, Metazoa, Chordata, Actinopteri, Perciformes, Bovichtidae. The transcript is spliced from 11 exons. Gene Ontology annotation, cellular component: SCF ubiquitin ligase complex.
AGUACGGGAAUUGCAGAGAGAAUCCAACACCAUACGUCAUCACGUCCAGUCACGUAGGGUAUUCGUCAUCAGCUGUCAGGGCUGGCUUCCUGUUUCCUCUGUCCUGCUGCUCAAAGAUCACACCUUUAGUUUACUGUGUUCAACACGUUUUUACAGAACAGCAGCCACGAGUUCCCGGGCCGACACUGUGUGCCUGCUCAGCAUGCUGCUGUCCCAGCUGCCGGAAGAUGUUCUCUAUCAUAUCUUGUCUUAUUUGGACUACACAUCUCUCAGUCGCCUUUCUGAAGUUUGUAAAACUAUUAACUGCUUUGUAAGCCGGGACGCUGUGUGGAGGAAGAUUGCCAUAGACUGUUUAAACACUGGAAUUACUAGGAAUGGGACGGACAUAUAUCCUAACAUCCAGCUGAAGGAGAGAGUGAAGAUUGCUCAUAACUGGUAUGAUGGGCUCUGCAAAAAGACAAUUCCUCUCAAAUGGAAAACAAAACUGUUGCCAUGGUUGCAGCUGGAUGGGGACGUGCUGUUUCUGUCUCAGGCUGCUGAUAUUGGGGCGUACCAUCUGCGCCAAGACUCCGGGAGGCUCCAGCGUAACCCAUUUGAAAUCUACUCGGGCCACAAGGGUGAUGUGUGUCGCUUUGUUCUCACAGACUCUCACCUGGUCAGUGGUGGAAGUGAUGGCAGGAUCCUGGUUCACAGCAGGGGGAGGGACAUGUCGGUGGAGUUAUCAGGUCAUAACCAGGAAGUGAACUGCCUGGACUCUAAAGAUGAACUCAUCGUCAGUGGAUCCAGAGACCAAACAGCGCGGAUUUGGACUUUGACUUCCAGCUGUCCCAGAAACACCAUUCCCAUGUAUGACAGGGUGUGGUCUGUUGCUAUUAGUCCAACAUUGAGGACCUUUCUGACAGGAAAAGCAUGCCCUACAUUGCUAACCCUGAUCCGAUUAUGGGACCUAUGAUUGGCGGAGUGUGUGGGCAGUCUGGGAUUAGAGUUUCGCCGCGGUGCUGGUGUGUUGGACAUGCAGUUUGAGUCUCCGUUCCAGCUCUUCACCUGCGGAUAUGAUACCUUCAUUCGACUGUGGGACCUCCGCCUCAGCCCAGGGAAGUGUGUGAUGAAGUGGGAGGAGCCUCAUGACAGCGCUCUGUACUGCAUCCAGACAGACGGAAAUCACAUGAUAGCCAGCGGCUCCUCGUACUACGGUGUGGUGCGCCUCUGGGACAAACGGCAGACUGAAUGCCUGCAGUUCUUCCAGCUGAACUCACACCCAGUGAGCAGCCCGGUGUACUGCCUGAGGUUCAGCAGCUCUCACCUGCACGCAGCCCUGGCCACCUCCCUACAUUCACUGGACUUCAGACAGAACCCUGUCUACAUCAGAUGAUACGCACACACACACACACACACACACACACACACACACACACACACACACACACACACACACACACUGUUUUAAACUAAUCUGUUUAAUAAAGCUGUCUAUUUUCACAAGAAACAAAUUCAGACACUUUGAUGCUCUUUAGUCAGCUGUGUCCUGUCUGUCUGAUCAACAAUAUUGUAUCACCUGUACAGUAGCUUCCAAAAUAAAUGGAAAUGUUUCAACUUUAUAUUAUCAAAAUAUUUUAAAUUAGAAAAACAAAACAUUGAUUUUCAACUUACAUGUAAUGAUUUUAAAGAAGAAAUAUAAAAUAUGACCUGGACAGCAUUAAACAACCUUCCCUAAUAUUUGGUUGCACUCCCUUUGGCAACAAUAACAGCGUCCAAACGUUUCUUGUAGCCAUCUAUAAGCCUCUUGCAGCGCUCUGCUGGUAGUUUCUCUGUCAUUACACUUUGUUCAAACUCUUGAAUGUGUGCAGGAUUCAUUUUCCAAUGGCAGGUUUCAGCACACUCAGGAGUUUCCUUUCCACUCUUUUUUACUUUUGGAUGUGUGCCCUGUGUUUUUUAUCGUGCUGAAGGGUCCAUACAUUUUGUAUGAUACAUAUUGAUCAUUCAUUUUAACUUACCCAUUUGUUAAUGCCUAGUGCCACACUGAAAGAGCACACUGGGCCCCAAACUGGGCACACCAUCAGUAAUAGUCCACUUCCAAACUACA